Messenger RNA from Sorghum bicolor (sorghum), 1753 nucleotides. RefSeq lists its product as uncharacterized. The transcript is spliced from 2 exons. Gene Ontology annotation, molecular function: protein binding. NCBI's taxonomy places the organism in Eukaryota, Viridiplantae, Streptophyta, Magnoliopsida, Poales, Poaceae. The coding region runs from base 152 to 1264 and encodes 370 amino acids. The record is from RefSeq and is a predicted model, not a curated record.
GCAAGCUAGAUCACCAUUCCGAUCCACUCCGCCUUCGGUUGGAGGCUCCGUUGUUCCACAUCAACACCCUUCCGUUUGAGAGAGAGUCCCUAGCAUUGCGUUGCGUUGCGUUGCGUUGGCACCUUCCCUCCCCGGUCAGUCGCGCGCGAGGAUGACGCCGGCGAGCGUGGUCGCCAUGCCCAGGAGCGUCCCGUUGGCGCUGGCGCCGUUCCCGGCGGCGCCCGCGAGGGCCGGGGAGCGGAGGAGCGCCCGAUCCUUCAGGCCCGCGGCGUGCGGCGCCGGGGACGACCAGCAGCAGCAGCAGCCGCCGUCCAUGGCCGCGGUGCCGGCGUCGCUGCGCGCCAUCCAGGCCAGGCGGAAGCAGGCGGCGGCGCAGCGAGGGGUGCCGCGGGCGACGGCCACGAGCGCGGCCGGGUGCGCCGUGGCGGCCCUUGUCAAGGCCGUGGAGGCCGUCCAGGGCGCGGCGGCCGGGGGCGCCGCCGAGGCCGCGCGCGGCGCCGGGGGCGCCGUGGCGUGGGUCUUCAGCAAGGUUCACCUCCAGUCGCCGGACCUCGCCGUCGGGCUGCUCGGGAUGGUCGCCUGCUGCCUCGGCACAAUCGUGGAGGCCGAGAGGGGCCGCAUGGAGGCGAAGAAGCCCGAGGCGGCGGCGGCGGCGGCGGCGGCGGGCAACGCAGCAGAUCAGGCUGACCACCACCCCGACGGCAACGGGGACGCGGCGGAGGAACCACCCGAGGACGACAUGCCGGAGCUGGUGGAGGCGGACAUGGAGAAGGAGCUGUGGAGCCAGAUCGGCAUCUUGCAUGGCGGCGGCCUGUUCGGGGACAGCUACGGCUACGGCUACGGCCAGGAGGAACUCGACGAGGAAGAGAUCAAGGAGAUCGACAGCGCCCGCGCGCGGCGCCGGAAGGCGGCGUACGAGAGGGUCAUCGCCUCAGGCGGCGGCGCCAACUCGCUCAUCCUGUCAAACUACGCGCAACUCCUCUACGAGUUCGACAAGGACAUCAACAGGGCGGAGAUGUACUUCAAGCAGGCGGUGGCCGCCGAACCACCGGACGGCGAAGCGAUGCGGAGGUACGGCAUGUUCCUCUGGCACGCCCGCGGCGACAUGGGCGGCGCGGAGGACAUGUUCACGGGCGCCAUCGACGAGGAGCCCGAGAGCAGCCACCACCGCAGCAGCUACGCGUGGUUCCUCUGGAUGACCGGCGGCGUCGAGACCUGCCUCAUCGACAGCGGCAAGCAGAACAACGGCAACGACGUCGAAUGAACCGCAGCGCUUGGAUCGGAAAAAUACAAUGCAUCCAAACAAGACAAGAAGAAAAGACCUUACCACCGGCAAGUGCCCGGCGGCGGGCCGGCCAUUUAGAUGGUGCGUGCGUCUAGGUAUCACCGGUGCCGCAUGGCCGGCAAUGGCUAUACAGCUGAGCAGCAUCGGCCCUUGCAGGGGCCAGUUUUCCAGUAUACUAUAGUAGAUGGAUGCGCAUCAAGGAGCCAACUCACCAGGAGGCAAACAAUAAUGUUGGCAAAGCUAGCGCAUGUUAGAGCGUGUGAUGCUAUAGUACUAGUAGUAUGUAGAAUAAAUCAUCCAUGCAUCUUUCCAUUCCAUGCCAUGGAUCCAUCAUGAGAUAGUAAAAUGUUGCUAUAACUGCAUUGUGAGUGAACAAUAAUAAUAUGUGUGUGGGGAAACCAUAGUGCUUCCUUUUAUGUAUAUAUGUAUAUAUAUAUAUGGGAUGUUUAUUUAAGUUUCCAAGUGUAA